AUGAACGCAGAAGCCGAAUGGCGGCAGCAGGUCGCUGCCAUGAAGGCGGCCAUCGCAGACCUGAAGCUCCCCCAAACCAACGCCAAACCGUCCGAUGCUGAUGACGACCUAGACGAAGAUGACUUUGCCAACCACAUCAUGCCCAGCGGCCAAGACGUUUGGGAAUUUAUCUCCGAUGACGACGAGUACGAGUACUGCAGCAGCGACUUUGCGGACGACGGCGCCGACGCAGCCACCGGUGGGUUUGGGGCCGAGUGGCUUGCUGCCAAAUGUGAUUCGAUUGCGGCCAAGAACGGCAUGUCUGCGGAUGUCUUUCAGUCUCAGAUUGUUAGUGUUCUGUCGUCUGGGCAGCCGGACGAUGAGCUGCAGGCGCAUCUCACUGAUCUGGUUGGGUUUGAUGACCUGGACUUUAUCAUCGAGCUAUUGGGCCACAAGGACGACAUCCUUGCGUCCGUCUCGACUCAGCAUCAUGAGCCGGAAACUCAGACGCGGAAACUCCUGACCAAGGCUCAGAGAGAAGAGGCUCUUCGUAUGCGCGACUACCAACACAAGAACGCAGCUCUGGCACCCAGCUUCUCCAAGGAGCCGCAGUAUCCUCACGUCUACCGGGCCUAUAAUGCGGGAAACACGCUGAGCGCCUCUGGCAAGAAGUACGGCUUGCCGGCUGGCAGUGAGCGUCUUCAGUUUGAGAAGUAUGAAGAGUAUUUUGUACCGGCUGGGAAGAAGGGCGUUCUAGGACCCGGAGAGAAGCUCGUCAAGAUCUCAGACUUGGAUGGACUUUGCCGCAAUACAUUCAAGGGCUAUAAGACGCUCAAUCGAAUGCAGAGCCUAGUCUACCCGGUGGGAUACAAGACGAGCGAAAACAUGUUGAUUUGUGCACCAACCGGUGCUGGUAAAACUGAUGCAGCAAUGCUCACAAUUCUUCACACCAUCGGACAACAUUGUCAGCCAAACCCCAUCGAAAACCCAGAGGCAACCGAGUUCGCCGUCAACACAGAUGAAUUCAAGAUUGUCUACGUGGCACCGAUGAAGGCCCUGGCGGCUGAAGUUACCGAAAAGCUAGGCAAGCGCCUUGCCUGGCUCGGCAUCAAGUGUCGAGAGUACACGGGCGAUAUGCAGCUCACCAAAGCCGAGAUUGUCCAGACCCAAAUUAUCGUGACCACCCCUGAGAAGUGGGAUGUCGUUACGAGAAAGGGUACUGGAGAUACGGAGCUCGUGCAAAAGGUGAGACUGCUCAUCAUCGACGAAGUCCACAUGCUACAUGACGAGCGUGGAGCUGUUCUGGAGUCUCUGGUGGCUCGAACCGAGAGACAAGUCGAAAGCACUCAGUCGCUCAUUCGGAUCAUCGGUUUGAGCGCUACACUGCCCAACUACGUCGACGUUGCCGAUUUCCUCAAGGUCAACAAGUAUGCCGGCCUGUUCUACUUUGACGCCUCGUUCCGUCCUGUCCCACUGGAGCAGCAUUUCAUCGGCGUCAAGGGAAAGGCGGGUUCCAAGACGUCCAAGGACAACCUGGACAACGUUGCCUUUGACAAGGUCAAAGAAAUGCUACAGCGCGAUCACCAGGUCAUGGUUUUUGUGCACUCUCGCAGGGACACCAUGGUGACGGCAAGGAUGCUUCACCAGAAAGCCAUUGAGCAGUUUUGCGUCGAUCUCUUUGACCCGACCGGACAUCCUCACUACGGCCAGGCAUCACGGGACAUGAACCAGUCCAGGUCCAAGGAUAUCCGAGAUCUGCUUCCUAAGGGUAUCGGUGUCCACCACGCUGGUAUGGCACGAGCCGACAGGAAUCUCAUGGAGCGGCUCUUUGCGGAUGGUGUACUCAAAGUCCUGUGCUGCACAGCUACACUGGCCUGGGGUGUCAACUUGCCAGCUGCGGCGGUCGUCAUCAAGGGUACUCAGGUGUACAGCGCCCAGGACGGCAAAUUUGUUGACCUCAGCAUUCUUGACGUGCUCCAGAUCUUUGGGCGUGCUGGUCGUCCCCAGUUUGAGGACACUGGUAUCGGUAUGAUCUGCACCACUCUCGACAAGCUUCCUCAUUACCUGUCAGCCAUCACGGAACAGCAACCUAUCGAAUCCAAGUUCUCGACCAAACUGGUGGACAAUCUCAAUGCCGAAAUCGCCUUGGGCACUGUCACUUCCAUCCCGGAAGCCGUUCAGUGGAUCGGAUACUCGUAUCUGUUCGUGCGAAUGCAGAGAAGCCCCAUGAACUACGGCAUUGAGUGGGCGGAAAUCCGAGACGAUCCAAACUUGGUUCAACGGCGUCGCCAGUUGGCGAUUCAGGCAGCGCGGACUUUGCAGCAGUGCCAGAUGAUUAUUUUUAACGAGAACACCGAAGAGCUCCGCAGCAAAGACAUUGGCCGCAUUGCCAGCCAGUACUACAUCCUCCACACGAGCAUACAAGUCUUCAACACGAUGAUGCAUCCCCAAGCCACCGAGGCUGACGUCUUGAGGAUGAUUAGCAUGAGUGGAGAGUUUGACAAUAUCCAGUCCAGGGACAGCGAGGCGAAGGAGCUGCUGCAGUUCAAGGACAUUGUCCCGUGUGAUGUCGACAAAGGCAUCGAUACGCCUCAGGUCAAGACUAACAUUCUACUGCAGUCAUACAUCUCCAAGAUACAGCCGGAUGAUUUUGCUCUUUCCAACGAUAUGAACUACGUUGCUCAGCAAUCUGGCCGAAUCUGCAGGGCCCUGUUCAUGCUUGCUCUGAAUCGGAGAUGGGGCCAUCAGUGCCUGGUGCUUCUGACCCUGUCCAAGUCGAUUGAGAAGAGGAUCUGGCCAUUUCAACACCCUCUCCAUCAGUUUGACCUCGCAAAGCCAAUCCUGAACCAGCUCGACUCCAAGGAGAACUUGACCAUUGACGCCAUGAAGGAAAUGGAGCCGGCGGAACUCGGAAGCCUGGUGCACAAUCAGGGCGCUGGAAAGAACAUUGCCAAGAUACUCAACAAUUUCCCAAUGGUUCACGUGGAGGCUGAGAUUGCGCCUCUGAAUCGAGAUGUUUUGCGUAUCAAGCUAUAUGUCAUUCCAGACUUUGCGUGGAAGGAUCAUAUUCAUGGGACGUCAGAAUCCUUCUACAUCUGGGUCGAGAACUCGGAGACUUCGGAGAUUUACCAUCACGAAUACUUUAUUCUCAACAGGCGAAAGCUUCAUGAUGAGCACGAACUCAACUUCACCAUUCCCCUGUCGGACCCGCUGCCGAAGCAGAUCUACGUCCGGGCAAUCUCUGACCGAUGGCUUGGGUCGGAGACGGUGACACCCGUAUCCUUCCAACAUCUCAUCCGCCCAGAUACGGAAAGCGUGUACACGGACUUGCUCAACUUGCAGCCGCUGCCCAUCACUGCGCUGAAGAACCCAGGUCUGGAGGAACUGUAUGCGAAGCGCUUCAGCUUCUUCAACCCGAUGCAGACCCAAAUCUUCCACACUCUGUAUCACACCUCGGCAAACGUUCUCCUGGGAUCCCCAACGGGCAGUGGAAAGACGGUUGCCGCCGAGCUUGCCAUGUGGUGGGCGUUCCGGGAACGACCAAAGUCCAAGGUGGUGUACAUUGCGCCAAUGAAGGCUCUGGUUCGCGAGCGUGUGAUUGAUUGGGGUAAUCGCCUCGCUAAGCCGCUGGGACUCAAGUUGGUCGAGUUGACGGGUGACAACACCCCCGACACGAGAACGAUCAAGGACGCGGACAUCAUCAUCACAACUCCCGAGAAAUGGGAUGGUAUCUCCCGUUCUUGGCAGACGAGGGGCUAUGUUCGGCAGGUCAGCUUGGUGAUUAUCGACGAGAUUCAUCUGCUGGCUGGAGACCGUGGUCCGAUUCUGGAGAUUAUUGUUUCUCGAAUGAACUAUAUCUCGUCGUCAACCAAGAACAAAGUCAGGCUGCUGGGUAUGUCGACGGCAUGCGCGAAUGCUACUGACCUGGCCAACUGGCUUGGCGUGAAGGAAGGGCUGUUCAACUUUAGGCAUUCAGUCCGCCCCGUGCCACUGGAACUGUACAUUGAUGGCUUCCCAGAGCUUCGAGGUUUCUGCCCGCUGAUGCAAUCUAUGAACCGGCCCACGUUUUUGGCAAUCAAGAAUCACAGCCCUGAGAAGCCCGUCAUCGUGUUUGUCGCAUCCCGACGACAGACUCGCCUGACGGCCAAGGAUCUCAUCAAUUACUGCGGUAUGGAGGACAAUCCCCGACGCUUUCUUCGGAUGGACGAGGAUGAUUUGCAGCUCAAUCUGUCGCGCGUCAAGGACGAGGCUUUGAAAGAAGCCAUCAACUUUGGCAUUGGACUUCAUCAUGCCGGUCUCGUUGAGUCUGAUCGACAAAUCGCCGAAGAGCUGUUCUUGAACAACAAGAUUCAGAUCUUGGUCGCAACUAGCACCCUUGCCUGGGGUGUCAACCUGCCAGCUCAUCUCGUGGUUGUCAAGGGCACCCAGUUCUACGACGCCAAAACCAGCGGCUACAAGGACAUGGAUCUCACCGAUGUCUUGCAGAUGCUGGGACGCGCUGGACGACCUCAGUUUGACAACUCUGGCGUGGCUCGCAUCUUUACACAGGACGCAAAGAAGGAUUUCUACAAGCACUUCUUGCACACUGGCUUUCCCGUGGAAUCAUCGCUGCACAAAGUUUUGGACAACCACAUCUGUGCCGAAAUCUCGGCAGAGACAAUCAUGAAUAAACAGGACGCACUCGACUAUCUCACCUGGACAUUCUUCUUUAGGAGGCUCCACAAGAAUCCGUCAUACUAUGGACUGCAAAUCUCGGCGGAAGAGCACAGCACCAUCGCCGCGCAGCAGCUGGCCAACGAGUACAUGAUCGGCAUGGUCGACAAGUCCAUCGAGGAGCUCGAAGUGUCCAAGUGUGUCGAAGUCUUUCCCAACGGCGACGUCGAUCCGACGCCUCUCGGCAAGAUUAUGAGUUACUACUAUCUCUCCCACUUGACCAUCCGCCACCUCGUGCGCAACGCAAAGGCAAACGCGAGCUUCCUCGACGUCCUAUCGUGGAUGUGUCACGCCACCGAAUACGACGAGCUCCCUGUCCGCCACAACGAGGACCUGAUCAACGACGUACUCUCGCAGAACCUCCCCUUUUCGGGCAACUCCUUCAACCUCCCCAUGUGGGAUCCGCACGUCAAGUCCUUCCUCUUACUGCAGGCAUUCAUGUCGCGCAUCGACCUGCCCGUGACGGACUACGUCGGAGACCAGACCAGCGUCCUCGACCAGGCGAUCCGUAUCAUCCAGGCCUCCAUCGACGUCCUCACCGAGAUGGGCUUCCUCUCGAGCUGCCUCCAGAUGAUGAAGCUCCUCCAAAGCAUCAAAUGCGCCCGCUGGCCCACCGAUCCGCCCGCCUCGAUCCUCCCCGGCGUAGAACCCGACGCCUCUUCCCCAUCCAAAGAAAAAGACGAGCCCUCCCUCGCGACAAUCAGCACCUACUCGCAAGACCAACUCACCUCGUUCGCAAACAAACUCCGCAUCCCGUCCGGCAUGCAGUCCCGCUUCAAGCGCGCCGCCUCCAUGCUCCCCAACGUCGCCGUCUCCGUCAGCGACAUCACCACGCUCUCGCUCACGGUAAACAUCAAGCGCCUCAACCCACUCCUCGACCGCGAAGCCCGCAUCUGGGCGCCCAAGUUCCACAAGCCCCAGACAGAAGGCUGGUUCGUCAUCGUCGCGGACGUUGCCAACGACGAAGUCAUUGCCGUCAAGCGUCUCGGCUGGGCCGGCCUCUCGUCGUCGUCGUCGUCUACCAGCGGCAUGAAGAAGGCCCCGUUAGGUCAGGGCGGCUCGUGUCCUUCUGCUAGGGCGGUGCUGAGGCUGCCUGAACCAAAGGGUGGAGAGGCGCGGAAGCUGGAUGUCCUUGUUGUGAGCGAUGGGUAUGUCGGGCUGGAGCAUAGGGUGCUGGGGGUGGAUAUCCCGGCUCCGCCUGCGGUGGACGACGACUUGAACAAGUCGAAGCAGGGAAAAGUGACGGCAGGAGCAUCAUCAUCAUCGUCGUAAAGCAGCAACAUGGAGAGUUACUCUGAGAAGCAUCUGGAGGGGGACGUUGGAGGAUUGAUAUGAAAGCUGAUAUUUGUCAUACUUUGCUUGAAGAUGGACUAUAUAGACUGUACAAGUAGAAAGUACAAGCAUGCUACCUCGCA
Messenger RNA from Trichoderma reesei QM6a, 6107 nucleotides. RefSeq lists its product as uncharacterized. Lineage: Eukaryota; Fungi; Ascomycota; Sordariomycetes; Hypocreales; Hypocreaceae. The transcript is spliced from 3 exons. The record is from RefSeq and is a predicted model, not a curated record. Gene Ontology annotation, molecular function: ATP hydrolysis activity; ATP binding; nucleic acid binding. Bases 1 to 5964 code for a protein of 1987 amino acids.